GCUAGCCAUGCGAUUGGGUAAAUUUUUUCUAGCCUAGCUAUUUUCUUCAGUACGGAAAGUUCUCUCUGAUCUCUCUCUCCCUCCCUCUCCCCUUUAAUUGGCAUGCGUGCAUUAUGAACUUCUGGGUUUUGGCAAAUUGACGUCCGGUUUUGCAGAAAUCACCCAGAAGAAAUGGAGAAGAACAAGGAAGAACUUGAUGGUAGAAGCUUAAUAGACAAGGUGUUCUCUUGGUCUCUUGAGGAUGUUCUCAAUAAAGACCUUUUCAAAAAUCAGGUUAAAAAGAUCCCAAAAACAUUCUCGUCAGUGGCAGAUUACAACAAGUCAUUCGUUCCUUCAUUAAUUGAGGAAACACAUGCUGAUUUGUUUUCCAACAUAAUAGCGCUGUCUCAAGCACACACUUGUGAAAUAGAAUAUGUUGAAACAUCUAAAACAUUUAAACCUCCCAAAGACUUGUUUUAUAAAAUAAAAUUAGAGAGCAUUAAAGAUUCUGAGUUGGAGAGCGCGAAAGAUACUGAGAAAAAUGAAGGAAAAUAUGAACCCGAGUCUGGUGAUAUUAUUGCCUUAACAUAUGUUAGACCAAAAUGCAUUGAUGAUUUGAAAAGGCCCAAAAGAUUCUAUCUUAUAGCUUAUGUUCUUCGGCCAAGAGACUUAGAGACAGAGUCUAGUACGGUAUCGAUACUGGCAUCAAAGCCCCUUUUAACUGAUGAGGAAUACACGCACAAUUACAAGAAGGGAACACUUUUUGCAGUUUAUCUUAUGAACAUGACUACAAAUGUUCGUAUAUGGAAAGCACUGAACCCAGAUCCGGAAGGGGGGAACACAAACAUUAUUAAAACAGUACUGCAAGCCAAUUCAGCUGGUGAUAAAAAUUGUUUGACUUGCUUUUCUAAAGGAAAAAACAGUCUUGCCCCUUCUAAUCUACAGGACAUGAUCAGCUCUUCUAAUCUAAAUGGCUCUCAAGGAGAUGCGGUUUUAAGCUGCAUUGGUAUGAGAGGCUGCAAUCAUCAGAAUCCUGUCAAACUGAUAUGGGGCCCUCCAGGGACCGGGAAAACAAAGACCGUUGGUGUCUUAUUACAUGCCCUCCUUCAAAUGAAGGGAAGAACAUUAACAUGUGCUCCAACUAACAUUGCGGUUUUGGGAGUUACAACACGGCUGCUGGGGUUGGUCAGGAAGUCGUUAGAGUAUGACACAUACGGGCUUGGAGAUAUAGUUUUAUUCGGGAAUGGUAAGCGAAUGAAGAUUUAUGAUCGUUUUAAUCCAAAUAAAAGAAUGAUUUUUGGUGAACAUAAAGAUCUUCUUGAUGUAUUUCUCGACUAUCGUGUUGAUGUGCUUGUGAAGUGCUUUGCUUCUUUCUCUGGCUGGAGAAAUCGCUUAGAAUCAAUGGUUUCUUUGCUUGAUGACCCGGAAUUGCAGUACGAAAUAUAUUUGAAAAAAAAACGAGAAGAUGAAAAAAGAAAGGAGGAAAAAAGAAAGGAAGAAAAAAGGAAGCAAGACAAAAGAGAGGAAAAAAGAAAGGAGGACAAAAGAAAGGAGGAAAAAAGAAAGGACGAAGAUGAUGAUCCUUUGACAUUUGAGAUGUUUUUAAAGAAGACUUUCUGUUCAAUUCAUGAGCAACUGAAGUUUUGUAUGAUUAAUUUGUAUACACACUUACCAACUUCUCUAAUACCGUUAGAGGUAGUGAAGAAAAUGAUUAGAGCUUUGGAUCUGCUUAAAUCUCUUGAAACUGCAGUGUCGCAAGGUGUCGGUGUGGGUCAAUUUACAAAGUCGAGUUUGAGAGAAGAGUGCCUUCAUAUACUGAGACAUCUGGCGUCAUCUUUGACAUCCUCUGUUCCAAAUUUAACUGAUAAUUAUUUAAUAAAAAAAUUUUGCUUGGCAAAUGCAAGCCUAGUGUUUUGCACUGUUUCAAGUUCUGCUAAAUUACACCGUAUUGAAGGAAGGAAACCAUUGGAAUUUUUGGUUAUUGAUGAAGCUGCUCAGCUUAAAGAAUGUGAAACAGCUAUUCCUUUCCAGCUAUCUGGCGUCCGCCAUGCUAUUCUCAUAGGGGAUGAGAGGCAGCUCCCUCCUCUAGUUAAAAGCAAGAUAUCCGAGAAGGCUGAAUUUGGAAGAAGUUUGUUCGAAAGAUUAGUCAUGUUGGGGCAUAAGAAGCACCUUCUUGAUGUCCAGUACAGGAUGCAUCCAUCCAUCAGCUUAUUUCCAAACAGGGUGUUCUAUGGAAAACGGAUUUCAGAUGGUCCAAAUGUUAAAGGAAGAGACUACGAGAAGCGUUUCCUUCAGGGCAACAUGUACAGCUCCUACUCUUUUAUAAGUGUAGUUCAUGGAAAGGAGGAAUUUGGUCCCGGGCACAGUCCCAAGAAUAUGGUUGAGGCUGCUGUGGUCUCUGAGAUAGUUGACAAUCUUUUUAAACAAUUCCUUAACACAAAGAAGAAUGUUAGUAUAGGAGUGAUAUCACCGUAUAAGGCUCAAGUUUCUGCAAUUGAAGAGAGGGUCAGAAAAUACAGCAAGUCUGGUAGUGGCUUCAGUGUGAGUGUUCGUUCUGUUGAUGGGUUCCAAGGAGGUGAGGAUGAUGUAAUAAUUAUCUCUACUGUAAGAUGUAAUGGGAAUGGAUCAGUAGGUUUCCUUUCCAACCAACAAAGAGUAAAUGUGGCACUGACUCGAGCAAGGUAUUGCCUUUGGAUUUUGGGGGAUGGGCUGACUCUGCAAAAGAGUGACUCUGUUUGGAAGAAACUAGUUCUUGAUGCCAAGGAACGUGGGUGUUUCUAUGAGGCCAAUGAGGACAAGAGAUUGGCUCAAGCAAUUACUGCUGCCUUGGUGGAGCUUGGAGAGCUUGAUAUUUUACUCAAUAAAGACUCUCUACUUUUCAAAGAGGCUAAAUGGAAGGUUUUCUUCAACAAUGAUUUCCAGAAUUCUAUAGCGAGGACUAGCAAUGUAGAGACUCGUAAGAAAGUGCUUUCUCUUUUGGCAACGCUUUCAAGUGGCUGGCGUUGGCCCCAUGGGACUAGUUCUCAACUUUUAGAGACGUACAAGGUCGAUGGGCAGCUGAAUCUGGUUUGGACUGUUGAUAUUCUCAAGGAGGAUUCAUAUCACAUUCAGGUUAUGAAGGUUUGGGAUGUUGCGCCAUUAUCUGAUAUAAAAAAACUAGCAAAGGAUCUUGACAUGGUAUUUGGGAGCUAUACAGCGGAAAAGUUGCAUCGGUGCAAACAAAGACGUGUUGAGGGGGGCUUAGUUGUUCCAAUGAGAUGGCCGGUGAACUCAAGUAGUUGUCCAGAACCUGAUAGUGUGCGGCACCUCACAAAACCGCUAUCCUCACUCAGUCUGAGGGAUGAGCCAGAUACAUCAACUGCAACUCCUAGGAGCUUAGUUGUUCCAAUAAGACCGGCAAUGGGCUUAAGAAGUUGUCCAGAACCUGAUAGUGUACGACACCUCACAAAACCACUAUCCUCACUCAGUCUGAGGGAUAAGCCAGAAACAUCAACUGUAACUCCUAGGAGCUUAGUUGUUCCAAUAAGACUGGCAGUGGGCUUAAGAAGCUGUCCAGAACCUGAUAGUGUACGGCACCUCACAAAACCACUAUCCUCACUCAGUCUGAGGGAUAAGCCAGAAACAUCAACUGCAACUCCUAGGAGCUUAGUUGUUCCAAUAAGACCAGCAGUGGGCUUAAGAAGUUGUCCAGAACCUGAUAGUGUACGGAACCUCACAAAACCACUAUCCUCACACAGUCUGAGGGAUAAGCCAGAAACAUCAACUGCAACUCCUAGGAGCUUAGUUGUUCCAAUGAGAUGGCCAGUGGACCCAAGAAAUUGUCUUGAAUCUGAUAGUGUCACUAGUGUGGGCAACCUCUCAAAGCCGUUUCACUCACUCGGUCUGAGGGAUGAGGGCCAUGAGGCAGAUGUUAUGGCGUCGCAUGGUUUGGAGAGCAAGAGAGAUACAAGAGCCAGCUCAUGCAGUAUGGAAACCUCAACUGAAGCUCAAAUGCCGAGUGUUGCAGAUAACUCAUCCUUUAUCUCCAAGUGCUCGAUUAUGUAGUUCAACUACUUAGGUGCUACUUUGAUUUCUUAUCCAAAGUUGUAACACCCCAAUUCGAGAACGGGCACAUAAUACAUAUAUUUUUAUAUAUAACAUUUACAUAAAUAUAUGCAUUUAAGAAUU
Alnus glutinosa is the source of this 4146-nucleotide messenger RNA. RefSeq lists its product as uncharacterized. Gene Ontology annotation, molecular function: helicase activity. The record is from RefSeq and is a predicted model, not a curated record. The coding region runs from base 172 to 4023 and encodes 1283 amino acids. NCBI's taxonomy places the organism in Eukaryota, Viridiplantae, Streptophyta, Magnoliopsida, Fagales, Betulaceae. The transcript has 12 exons.